Molecule: messenger RNA, 957 nt
Organism: Chlorocebus sabaeus (green monkey)
Lineage: Eukaryota; Metazoa; Chordata; Mammalia; Primates; Cercopithecidae
Source: RefSeq, a predicted model, not a curated record
GCGCUGUGGAGGCUCCAGCCCGCCCCUCUUUCCUUCGCAGUGAAUCGGCGGCGCCCAGGACAGCGCGCACUGAUACUCAAACGCGCGCUCCACCCGGUAGCCUCCUCCUGCCUCACGGUCCGAAGAUGGCGGCUCUCAAACUCCUCUCCUCUGGGCUUCGGCUCUGCGCCUCUGCCCGCGGAUCUAGGGGAGCCUGGUACAAGGGAUGUGUUUGUUCCUUUUCCACCAGUGCUCAUCGCCAUACCAAGUUUUAUACAGGUCCAGUAGAAGCUGUAAAAGACAUUCCUGAUGGUGCAACGGUUUUGGUUGGUGGUUUUGGGCUAUGUGGAAUUCCAGAGAAUCUUAUAGGUGCUUUACUGAAAACUGGAGUAAAAGGACUAACUGCAGUCAGCAACAACGCAGGGGUUGACAAUUUUGGUUUGGGGCUUUUGCUUCGGUCCAAGCAGAUAAAACGCAUGAUCUCUUCAUAUGUGGGAGAAAAUGCAGAGUUUGAACGACAGUACUUAUCUGGUGAGUUAGAAGUGGAGCUGACACCACAGGGCACACUUGCCGAGAGGAUCCGUGCAGGCGGGGCUGGAGUUCCUGCAUUUUACACCCCCACAGGGUAUGGGACCCUGGUACAAGAAGGUGGGUAGGUUUUUAAAAUUGCUGAUUCAGUUUUGGAACAUGUUAUUUGUCUGUUCAGGUUUUUACUUUCUUCCUGGUUAAAUCUUUGGAGGUUGUGUGUUUCCAGAAAUGUAUGUUUCUUCUAGAUUGUCUAAUUUGUGUACAUAGAGGUGUUCAUGGUAGACUCUGAGGGUGUUUUGUAUGUCUGUGGGAUCAUUUGUAAUGUCAUCUUUGUUAUUUCUGAUUGAGCUUAUUUGGAUCCUUUUUCUUUUCUUUGUUAAUCUAGCUAGUGAUCUAUCAGUCUUGUUUAUUCCUUUGAAGAAACAAUUAUUGGUUUCAUUAAUCUUUUGU